Molecule: messenger RNA, 864 nt
Organism: Helianthus annuus (common sunflower)
Lineage: Eukaryota; Viridiplantae; Streptophyta; Magnoliopsida; Asterales; Asteraceae
Exons: 2
Coding region: 23-649 (208 amino acids)
Source: RefSeq, a predicted model, not a curated record
GAAAGCAUUUUAAUUAACAAAGAUGGAUCUAUUUUCCCAGGAAAUCGAACGAUCCGAGCUCAAGAAAGGAGACCAUGUAUAUGUUUGGAGGAUGGUACUAUUAUACAAUCACCAUGGAAUCUACGUCGGAGAUGGUAAGAUUAUUCAUUUCGUGGACCCAAGAAUGGAUGGAAGCUUUCUUUCUUCAUCUUCAUCAUCGAGCUCAUUAACUCGUUGCAGGAUGUCGUGUUGUGGGUCAGAAAAAGUAGCUGGUAGUGGAGUACGAAUGUCUUGCAUAGAUUGCUUCAUAGAAAAUGGAUCAUUAUGCCGAUAUAAAUAUCAAGCAGAAAAGUGGUUCGUUGUUUUCAAAUUAAGACGCGGAACAUGCACAACCGCAAGAUCAGAUCGACCAGAAGAAGUCGUACAUAGGGCCACUUAUCUGUUUGAAAAUGGGUAUGUGGAGUAUGAUCUGGAGGACAACAAUUGUGAAGAUUUUGCACUUUACUGUAAGACUGGUCUAUGGAGCACUAAUAAAAGUACCCAAAAGAGGAGCAGCCAAGUGAUAUUUGAUCUUAAUAAAGGCAUUGUUAAACUUAGAGAAUUGGGCGUUCGUAAGGAUGUUGUGAAGGUGCCUGUGGAAGAGCUACGUUUAUUCGUCAGUAGGCUGUGAAUUAAGCUUUCAUAAGUGAUCAGCUCCGGAUGAGUUCCAAGGUAGUUAUGUAAGAAUUGUAUUGUGUAUUUGUGUCUGUUUUAUUACGUUGAAUAAAUAUGUGAUUUCAUUGCUAAAGCCUGUAUAAUCUAUGGAUAUUUAAGUUGAGUAAUUAGCUAGUUGAGAUUUAAAAGAUUUGAGUAUAUAAUAACAGGGAACACAAAUACAAUUCUUGG